Messenger RNA from Rana temporaria (common frog), 1394 nucleotides. Its product is annotated as protein polybromo-1-like. Gene Ontology annotation, cellular component: RSC-type complex. The transcript is spliced from 11 exons. The record is from RefSeq and is a predicted model, not a curated record. Gene Ontology annotation, molecular function: protein binding. Gene Ontology annotation, biological process: chromatin remodeling. Lineage: Eukaryota; Metazoa; Chordata; Amphibia; Anura; Ranidae. The coding region runs from base 1 to 1326 and encodes 441 amino acids.
AUGAUCAUCUGGAGGCAAGGGAAUCCCUUUCAACCGUACCCCCCAGAAGUAGAUCCAGCCUUCCCUGCAACCAACCCUCCAGCCUUCCCUGUAGCCAAGAUCAGCCAUCUUCGGGAAGAAGAACUGGAGUUCCUGGAGGAGCCUGAUUGUCCCACAUGGAGCCAGAUACCGGCUGUUGCUUUGUGGCAGCCCUGGCGACCCCGGUGUGGCAGCGGCCAGCGCCUGUCCGCAUGGCGGCGACGCUCGGACAACGCAGAGCUUUUGAGCUCCAAGAGACGCAGAGCAACUUCCCCGUCCAGCAGUGUCAGUGGUGGAGACUUUGAUGAUUCCCCGCAUGCCACAAGUACCCCAACCUCUGGCAGGAAGAGGAGGAGACUUGCUAAUGUGGCAACUGUGGAUCCAAUUGCAGUUUGCCAUGAGCUCUAUAACACAAUUAGAGACUACAAAGAUGAUCAAGGGCGGAUUCUAUGUGAACUCUUUAUUAGGGCCCCAAAACGCAGAAACCUGCCAGAUUACUAUGAAGUUGUUUCGCAGCCGAUUGACUUGAUGAAAAUCCAGCAGAAACUAAAGAUGGAGGAAUAUGACGAAGUCCACCUGUUGACUGCAGAUUUUCAUCUGCUGUUUCAGAAUGCCAAAUCGUACUACAAGUCUGAUACGCCAGAAUACAAAGCUGCAUGUAAACUGUGGGAUCUUUAUUUACGUACAAGAAAUGAAUUCAUCCAGAAGGGAGACUGUGAGGAAGACGAAGAGGAAGAUGAUACACAAGAUACUGCAGAAGCAGAGACCUCUCAGAAUUAUAUAAAGCCCACCCUGGAACAACUUUUGGAAUCUCUCAAUACUGCCACAGAUCCCAAUGGCAGAGUAAUCAGUGAUCUCUUUCAGAAAGUCCCAUCUAAAAUGCAUUAUCCAGACUACUAUGCAAUAAUUAAGGAACCCAUAGAUCUGAAGAUGAUAUCCCAGAGGAUACAGUCUGGUUAUUAUAAAAGUGUUAAUGCCAUGGCGAAAGACAUUGAUCUGCUGGCAAAGAAUGCUAAAACCUACAAUGAACCAGGUUCGCAGGUGUUUAAGGAUGCAAAUAACAUAAAGAAACUUUUUGCCAUAAAGAAGUCAGAAAUUGAUUAUACAGAAUCUUCCAAGUCAAGUUUGCGUAGCAGGAACAAGCGACCUGCACAGGGGGAUAGACUGUCUGCUAUCACAAUGGCACUGCAGUAUGGCUCAGAGAGUGAGGAAGAUGCAAGUCUAAAUGGUAAGCUUUCUGUGGAGGGAUCCACAUCGUAUCUUAUAUUUUCAGUACCAGAUUUGCUGUUAAAGCUGUGCCAGUCAUAGUAUAACCUGACCUAAAUUUAGGAUUAUUCCCAUAAGUUUCCACUCAUAAAUUCAUCAAUCGCAACAGG